Molecule: messenger RNA, 2104 nt
Organism: Bicyclus anynana (squinting bush brown)
Lineage: Eukaryota; Metazoa; Arthropoda; Insecta; Lepidoptera; Nymphalidae
Exons: 5
Coding region: 31-744 (237 amino acids)
Source: RefSeq, a predicted model, not a curated record
GCUUAGUAGAUUAGUAACAGUUUCAAUAACAUGACGGGCUAUAAUUAUUUCUUAUUAAUAACAGUUUUACUUCCAAUCGCAUACUGCGAGAGUACAACCGAGAGUACAGAGAAGUUACUUGAGACGUACAGAAGCUAUAUCAACGCGUCGCUCGAUCUGGACCGCAGCGACCGGCUGGUGAUGAGGAACUGGAGCAGUGACUUCCUGCUGCAGCUCGUCAACGUCACCUCGCAUUACCGCCUGGAGAUGGCGCGGCACAGGGAUCACAGCUUUAUGGGUAUUAAAGCUAAUCCAAAGUGGAAAGAGUGUAUGAAUUUACAUCAAAACCAGAUAAAUAAAGCGGAAACGACCUAUUUCACUGAAGAGAGUCGAUGUGUGAAAAAUGCUAAUGAGGAGGGAGAUGAGAAAAGACAAUCUGUGAUGCAAAUGGAAAAAGAGAUAAGAAAAUGGCGUAAAUCCUACAGAUACUUGGCAAAUCAAUGCAAUAGUAAGCACCCGGGUGAGGAAGACGCAGCUGGGGAAUGCUUAGUCGAAUAUAUGCAAAAAGACAACUACCAUAUAACGUUUCAAAGGCUGAUGUUACUGAAGUUGGAGUCCAUGUCACAACUGUACAGUCACAUCCUGGCUUCACUGGCGGGCCUAGAGGUUUGUCUGAAGAGGGUCUUAUCUCGGUAUUUGGGCAGCGUUAGAUUGAUUAUGGACAAUUUAAGCCAUUGUUAUAAAAUAAAAAGCUUGUUUAAAUAAACAGCACAAGUUUUUAUAUCAUUUUUAUACUCUCUCAUUUAUUUAUUACUUCUUUUUUUUUAAAAUUUUUAACAAUAUAAGUAUAAAAUACAAAACAUUAUUAAAAAUUUAUAAAAAAAAAUUCACCCUCCCGCUGCGGGACAUACACACGGGCUCCAGAGUGAGGAACCUCCUCACAAUACGCGCCGUCUCAAGAAUCACUGCCUUUUGUAUCCGACUCUUGAUCCAACAGUUAAGCGAAAGCUUCUUAAGGUGUUGGUCGAAGCUUUUCGUUAUAAGACCAUUGACUGAAACAACUAUCGGAACAAUAAUAGUUGACUCAACAUUCCACAUGGCGGUAAUCUCGUGAGCAAGGUCCAAGUAUUUUGAUACUUAUAUCAUAUUGUUACGAACUAGGGUUCGAGGAUUUGGAAUUAAACACCUGGUGACUCGUAUAAGAUCUUAUUCCACUCCCUUAUCUGAGUAUUAAUACACACUUCCAAACGUAGGCAAUUCGUAGUCCAAAAUCGUAGCCGAGUUCACUUGUAUCGCUUGUGUCACCUCGAUGUUCACUUCACUUCGUUUCGAAGUUAAAUGCCACGAGCGUCGUCUCUGUUGCGUAUUUAUGCCCACUCAGACCGCUUCCAGAUAAUUCUGGGCACCCCUACAUGUGUUGUUUAUUCCACGGAGUUCGCCAAAUCAAAACAGGUCGCGAGAGACCUACGUAUCGAGGACCUAGACGAGACGAUCAAGGACCAGGCGGUCCGAGCAUAUGUCCGGACAGAAACGGCGCUACAUCCGCAUAUAAGGAACAUAGCGCCGUGGCACGCUCGCCCACCUGAUAAGAUGGCUCUACCCAGGGACAUCCUAUUAGACAACCAAAAGAGAAGACCGAGCAUCAACGCAGCUUCAAACUAAGGCAAAGAAAGGAAGACCACUCAACCAAUAAUGAAAAGAGCAGAAAAUGAGGAGAAGAAAAGUAAAUAACCCCUACUCUUAGGGGCACACCCAAGGACCAUAGUGUCUCUACACUAUGCGAUGAAUGGCCACACGCAGGGGGCAUUCGCCCCGAUCGUGUUUCCCCCGAGAAGAAAAUACAAAUCAAAGCAAUAACAUAUAACAAUAGACAGGCGAUCUAAACAACUCAACUUGUAACAACUCGAUAGGGCGAGCGAUUAUAAACCCUUUGUCUGUAGUAAUGGGGUUAUCCGUAACAAUAAUUUCCAAAAAAAAUCAUUAUAUUAGUUAAAACUGCUGUUAUGAGUAAAGCUGGACUCUAUGUCACAGCUGUAGUCACAUUCUGGCUUCACUGGCUGGCUUAGAGGUUUGUCUAAAAAGGGUUUUAUCUCGGUAUUUGACCAGCUUUAGAUUGAUUAUGGAC